AUGACGACUAAUAGUAUCAAACUUGAUGAUGCAUCAAUAUCGUAUGUAACAUUAUCACAAGCUUACACACAAGUAAUGUUAAAUGAUAAAGAAUUUCAGUUAAAAACGUUCCUUUGGCGUGAUUUUAUGCCAACAAUUGUUCCUAACAAUUAUGUAGAAAAAUCAACAAUUCCGGGUAGUCAUCUCAUAGCAAAAUUGAGAAUCAGUACGGUUGAUAAUAGUGAAUUUCCAACUGAUGUUAAAGCUCAUCAAGUAUGGAUUAUUCUUAAUGAAACACAAAUUUGGAACACAUCUGAUAUAGAAGAACAACCUCGAUCGUCCACGAAUCAAGUUCUCACCAUAACGAUCCGAAACGGCCCAAAAUGGGGUCCAAAGGUUAAUGUCGAUGUUGUGGUGCAAUUGAUAAACACGGAUGGGAAGACUGUUCUAUUACAAGCAAAACAGCAGACGAUUGGUUGUACUAGCUAA
Molecule: messenger RNA, 468 nt
Organism: Adineta steineri
Lineage: Eukaryota; Metazoa; Rotifera; Eurotatoria; Adinetida; Adinetidae
Source: the annotation of a GenBank genome assembly